This is a messenger RNA of Rotaria socialis, 8481 nucleotides long. The record is from the annotation of a GenBank genome assembly. NCBI's taxonomy places the organism in Eukaryota, Metazoa, Rotifera, Eurotatoria, Philodinida, Philodinidae.
AUGAACGCAAAAUUACUCACAGGAUUAUUACUGUGUUUUUUGGCGUGCGUAUCAAUAUCGCAGAGUGCCUCCGCCAGACACGACUCAAGGUUAAGGUACAGACGGCAAGAUGAUGAAACUGAUCAACCUACAGAUGAAAAUGACACUGGUGUAACAGAAGUAGCAACAACUAAAUCUGAGAAUGAUACAACAGUUGCACUACUAUCUGAAACUACAGCUGCAGUUAAAGGUGGUGAUGAUCUAACCACAGCUUCUGUCGAUGCUACUGAAACAGGUGAACCAACUGGAGCUACAGCUGUUGCAGAAGACAGUACUGCUGGUGCUGCUACAGUGGAAGCAGUCACUGAAGCAAAUGAAGUUGGAGCAACAACCGGAGUUGCCGCGUUGGACGUAUCAACCGUUGCUGAUGACGCUACUGGUGAACCUACAUCAUCUAAACCAGGUAAUGGCCAUCAUUCAGAAAACGCAGAUGCAACCAGUGAUGUAACUAUUACUGGCGAUCAAACAACAAGUGCUGGUGGCGUUACUGGUGAUGGUACUACAGCCGAUAGUGCUUCUACUGAAGCUGCCACAGCAGCUGGUGAUGCUACAACCGAUAGUGCUUCUACUGAAGCUGCCACAGCAGCUGGUGAUGCUACAGCCGAUAGUGCUUCUACCGAAGCCGCUGCAGUUGAUACAAAUGCAACAGCUAGUGCAGGUAGCGGAGAAUCAACCGAAGUUCCUAGUGUAACUUCUCAUGAUACGUUGAUAACUACAGGAGGUACCGAUCAUAUUAUCCUGAUUUGGAAUGAAAUGGUUUGUGCACGGCAAUCUCCAGAGAUGAAUAGACCUUUAUUUUUGCUUGCCUAUUUUGCUUUGAUUGAAUGUGUUUGUUUUUCUUUCCUACAUGAAAUAAUUCAAUAUCUAAUCAGUAUGUUUAUUUAUAUUUCAGGUGGAGAUUAUGUAGAUGCAAUGUAUGAUGAUCGAGACGGAGAAAAUACACAUACACAAAAGACUACUGUAGUUCCUGAAGAUGAUAACAAUAAUGAAGAAGACGAUGCCGUUGACGAUGAAGAUGUCAAAACACCGACGACAACAAUAGAAGCAACAACAACAGCAGUAAAUAAAACUCCAAAACCAGCUAGUGACGCGGAUGAUUCAUCAGACGAUGUCGAAUAUUAUGAUGAGCCUGAUGAGGAAGAAGGAGAUAAAAAUGGUGAUGUGUCACCCAUUCCGAAUCAGACAAAUGUUACCAAUCCACCACCAGUUCAGCCAGAAUCCGGUGAUCGAGUUGAACUUCGCGUAGUUGUUAAUCCUGAAGUUCUUCAAGUUCAAUACGGUCGAACAGUUGAAUUAAGUUGCACGGUUUAUGGUGGUGAUUCUAGUACAAGUAUUUACUGGAUUCAAGACGAACCGGAACGGCGUUACGCUUUAACGGAACCAGUUACUGAUAAUGAUAAACAAGUGACAGCAUCACAAAUUACAUUGAAAGCACGCAUUACACUUGAUGAUGCAAGUAAAAUCGGUAAAUAUACAUGUAUGGCUCAAGAUGGUUCAGGAAACAGUGGUUCAGCUGUUGUUACUAUGGAACAAGGCGGCCAUGAUUCUCAUCCACCACCAGAGUAUCCAGACGUUGUCCCUCCACCGAGUGGUGGUCAAGGACAUUUACGCAUUGUAGCACCAGACAUGACUGAUGGGGAUUAUGUGGAAAUUCAAUGUGAAGGUGCGUCAGCAGAUGAUGAAGGACGUAUACAAUGGUACUUCAACAAUCGAGUUCUUAAUGAUGAACAACCACUUUAUCCACGUGGUAAAACACUCCACAUUCGUCCAAUUUCCCAAUCUUAUUUGGGCAAUUAUCGUUGUUCUAUUCCAAACAGUAACUAUAUAGAUGCUAACAGUGUCUUGACGUUUGGAGGAUCAGCGCCAAUACCAGUUGCUCCCGUUCAGCCUGUUGUACCAGUUGAGCCCGUUGAACCCAUUCAACCAAGCUACGGUGGAUGUGAUAUUAACGAAGCACAUUGUCGCAAUGGCCGAUGUAUCCCUCGUUCAUAUCUUUGUGAUGGUAAAAAUGACUGUGGUGACAAUAGUGAUGAAACAUGUGGACGUAGUGAUGUUUGCCAACCGAAUGAAAUUCAUUGCUCGAAUCCUAGUCGAGGACGAAAAUGUGUUCAGAAAUUUUGGAUGUGUGAUGGUGAUCGUGAUUGUGAUGAUGGCAGUGAUGAAGAGCCACAUUGUUGUGAGUUACUUCCACGACAACGUGUUUGUAAAACAAGCGAAUUUCAAUGCCAUGCUAACAAUGGUACACAUGGCAAUCCAGUAUGCAUUCCACGAUCAUUUCAAUGCGAUGGUUAUAAUGAUUGUCCUGAUCGUUCGGAUGAACUCGGUUGUGUUAAACCAACCAUUGUUGCACCACCACAACGUCGAAUUGAAGUCAAUGCCGGUGAAACGUUAACAAUUCAAUGUACUGCUCGUGGUUCUCCAGCACCAUAUAUUAAUUGGCGUCUCAACUGGGGACAUAUCUGUGGUGAUGGUUCUGAUAAUGGACGUUGCACAAUGGCUCAAACUUUAGAUUCAGGUGAUCCAACACUUGUUACUGGUACACUCACAGUGCGUAAUGUCAAUAGAAAUGAUGGCGGUGCUUAUUCGUGCGAAGCACUUAAUAAUCAAGGUUUUAUUUUUGCUAUUCCUGAUGCUAUUGUUAAUGUUAUCAUUGACCAAGUACCUAGACCACCACCCCCACCAACAUGUAAUUGCAAUGGCCAUUCAUCGUAUUGCUCAGCAGAUGGACGAUGUGAAAAUUGCCAACAUAAUACCGCUGGUUCUUAUUGUGAAUAUUGUGCUACAGGUUAUGAAGGAGAUGCUCGUGGUGGAACACCAUAUGAUUGUCAACCCAUACAUGUUCCCUCUCAACGUUGCGAUCCAUCUGGUACACAUAUGGAACGUGCUGGGCGUUGUAUGUGCAAGUACAAUGUUGAAGGCGACCGAUGUGAUCAAUGCAAACGUAAUCACUUCUAUUUAAAUCCAACAACACCAAAUGGCUGUUUAGCAUGUUUCUGUUCUGGUGUUUCAAGUGAUUGUAGAUCAUCGGAUUGGAGACGACAAGCUCUUCCACUGGCAUUAAACGAUUGGAAUGCCGUACCAAAGAAUUUUGCUACUGAUACAUAUGAAGCACGUAAUAGUAUUCAACAACGUAAUGGUGGACGUGAAAUUGCUCUUGAUCAAAGUUCAUUAGGUCGGCCAAAUGAUGAAGUCCUUUAUUGGAAAGCACCUAAAGAAGUUCUUGGUGAUAUUGUAACCUUAUAUGACGGCACUAUUGAUAUUCAUUUUACUAAUGAUGGCGAUUCUAAUCAAGCACAAAGCAAUGAUGAAUUUAUUUGGUUACGUGGUAACAAUAUUGAUCUUGUUCAUAAACUACCUAAAACACAAAAAUUCGAAGCAAAUCAAGAUUCAACUUAUUCAGUACCAUGUAAUGAGAGAACAUUUACACGUAAAGAUGGCACAUAUAUUGAUCGAGAAAAUAUUCUUAUGGCCUUAUCGGAUUUGGACACUUUCCUAGUUAAAAUAAAUCCUAUUGGUGGUCAACGUAAUGCUGUUCUUCGUGGUGUCACUUUGAAUGUUGCUGCUGUUAAUGGUAACGCCGACACAGCAUUCACUGUUGAAUCAUGUAGUUGUCCAGCUAAUUAUACUGGUACAUCAUGUGAAAAAUGUGCUGAUGGUUACGGUCGUCCACAUCCAUUAGUUGGUAUUUAUUUGGGUCAAUGCUGGUCGUGUCGAGCACUAUGUCACGAACGCUCAGAUCAAUGUGAUCGAGAUUCUGGCAAAUGUUCAAAUUGUCAAGAUAAUAGUGAAGGUGAUCGAUGUGAACGAUGCCGUGCUGGCUAUGUACUUGAUGCACGAACCAAUAAAUGUGUGCGCGAUGACGGAUAUCAACAAUACCCAGAACCACCGGCACCUGAAACAGGCUCACGAGGUGCAUAUUACCUCGACCAACGACCAUAUGAUAUCGGUGGUACAACGCCAUUUAAUAUAAUUUUGGAUGGUAGUCGAUCAGAACAACGUGUUCCACUUCAAGUUCUUAAUGUUCAACCACAAUCAAUUGUAUGGGGUCGUACUGAUGGUACUCCAUUACCAUUUAAUGUUGUUCAAGAAGGUAACGAUCUCGUAUUUCGUAAUCCAGCAGAAGAGCAAGCUGGAAACUAUAUUUGCUCAAUCACUCAUUCUGAUGGUUACGUUGAACGUAUUGCUAUUUACUUAGAGUAUCGUCCAGCACAACAUACCCAUGUUAGUCAGCCAGUACUGAGUCCAGCAAGUCCAUUAUCAAUUAAUGAAGGUGCAAGUCAACUAAUUCAUCCGCCAGCGGAUUAUCAUCAAGCUAUUUGGACACGUGCUGAUGGUCAACCAUUUUCAUCAGGUAUCAGUCAACAUGGCAAUGCUUUAAACAUUGCAGGGGCACGCCCAGAACAUUCGGGUAUCUAUUAUUGUGAACUAUAUGGAGUAGAUGGCAAUCCAGUUAAAGUUCCAUACGAAAUUCAAGUACAAGCAUCGCCACGACCUCAUCCAGUUGGUGGCGCUCCACCACGAAUAACUAUUCGACCACAAAAGAUCAAUUUGAAAGAAGGUCAACGUAUGAUCGUUCAAUAUGCAGUUGCUUCAAAUGAUCCAAUUGAAGUUGUUUGGCAUAAAUUAACUGAUCAAGGUUAUCAACAAAUUCCAUCAUUAUUUAGUGUUGAAAAAGAUCGUCUUGUUCUUCACCGUGCUACACUUGAUUCCGCCGGAACCUACGAAGUAAUUGUACGUAAUUCAAAUGGUGAAGAUCGACAAACAUUAGAGAUCAAGGUAGAACCAAGACGUAAUCGACAACGUGGUCAACAAGCUGCCGCACCACAAGUUACUUUUUCACAAGAUAAUUAUGAAGUUGCUCAUGGUCAAGAUCUUGAAAUAGUACCAAAUAUUUAUGGUGCAACUGGAGCAAAAAUAGUAUGGUCAAAAGAUGGCUCAACAAAUUUGCCUGAUGGUGUAAGUGCACGUACUGAUGGCACAUUACACAUUCAAGGUCGAUCGAGUGAUGUUGGAGGAAGAUAUACUGUUGAUAUAUCUAAUGCUAACGGUCAAACAUCAAGAACUAUUGAGAUUCAAUGGAAAGAGACACAUAAUCAUCAAGAGCAGAAUGCUAAUCAAUAUCGAAGAGUGCAAUGGAAUGUUCAUCAAUUAACAUUGAAUGAAGGACGUCGUCUUGAAGCGAUUUGUCGAACAGAUAUUGAAUCAAUAAAACUCCGUUUGGAUGUAACACGUUUUAAUGCACAACAACGAGAGCACGCUCCACUUGGCCUUUCAUUUUUAAAUGGUUACUUAUCAUUGAGUGCUGUUACAAAACAAGAUAACGGACUAGAGUUUCUUUGUUCAUCAGAAAACUCUUACGAUAUUCUAACGCUUAAUGUUCGGUCGCCGAAUGAUGACCACGAUACGUCACGUAGUUAUAUAAGUGUUCGCCUUCAAUCGAAUGAUGAACAAAAUCAUCAAGUUGGACGCGAUAUUCAUUUGCAAUGUGCCGUUCAAGGAAGUGCUGAACAUCCAUAUGAAUAUACAUUUACAAAAGAUGGUCGACCAUUAGAAAAUAAUAUUGAAAUACAUCCAAAUGGCUUAAUAAUUAUUCGUAAUGCUCAAACCAGCGACUCUGGACGCUACCGAUGUGAAGUUGCUUUCCCACAGGCACCCCAACUCGGAACACAAGAAAGCAGCUAUGAUAUUCAAAUUUCAGAUGGUUCAGCUGGAGGUCAUGAACAAAAUUAUCAACAUGGAGCUGAGCAUUCUCAACAGGCUUCAUUCGUUGAAGUAAAUGCUGAUCCAACUGAAGUCACAGUUGGCCGUGGUGAACAAGCAACUAUUGCAUGUCGAGUUAAAGGUGCUGAAGAAUUUAAAGUAACAUGGGGCAAAUAUGCACAUGAUACAAGUCUUCCAACCUUUGCACGUCAAGAAGGAAAUAACGUUAUAAUCGCACCAACAGAUGAUACACCUUCUGAACAAAUGUACUUGCAAUGUCAAGUUGAUGUUCCAGGCCAUGCUACGCCAUAUCACGCCUAUGCACCGGUUAACAUUCGCGGUGGAGAUGAGUCGACUAUUCGUCUUAAACUGAAAUUAUUAAUUGAACCGUCAACACAUAUUCGAAUACCAAAAGGAGACAAACUGCAUAUAAAAUGUUUUGACCCAUAUGACACCGAAACAACGACGAUCAGUUGGUUUAGAAAAGAUACUACAUUGACUAUAUUACCGAACCAACAUUCUAAUGGUAUUCUUGAUUUCGACUCCGUAUCAGAUUCAGACAUUGGUCAGUAUGUCUGCCGCGGUCAAAAUCAAGUUGAUGCUACUGAAGAAAUAGUUACAAUUGAAUUCACGGGAUCUCCACCAUCUAUAAUCAUCUUACCAAAAGUAACGAAUGGGUACCUUCAAAUACCAUAUCGUUCAGUUCAAUCCAUCGAAUGCCUAAAUCAAGAUCAUCACACUCCAGUAGAUAUCAGUUGGCGUCUUGCUGAUACUAAUGAGCUGGAUUUAACAAAAUCAGCUACUCUUUUCCCACCGAAUAUGCCUUUAGAAUUUCAACACAGUGGUAAAUAUUUAUGUAUUGCUACAAAUGAAUACGGAUCUACUUCAGAAACUAUCACUAUCGAUGUUCAGCAAAUUCCACAGGAAAUUUCAAUUCAUAUUGAACCUUCAAAUAUAUUUUCGAUUGAUAGUGACAUACGUUUUAAUUGUAUGUUUCCACAAGCUAAGGCUAUUUGGUGGUCAUCAAUAAAUCCUCAUCGACGCGAUAAAAAUCCGCUGACAUUGCGCGUACAAUCAAAGCAUAUUAAUAAAAAAUUUGUUUGCAAUAUUAAAGAUAUGAAUGGAAAAUUGCAUAAAAAAACAAUGAGUAUUCAACAGUAUUCACAAAAAGAAUUAACUGCAGCUAUCUCUACUAAUGAAGUUGAAAGAAGUUUAUCAAUUAACUCACGAAAAAUGAAAGCAUAUCAAAUUCAAAUUCAAUUACGAACUUCCCGCGAUGAUAUUAAAGCAGGUGGAACUGUUGAAUUACAGUGCUUUGUCGAAGGUAUAUUGCCCAAUCAUCUGUCUUGGUCAUUUCAAUCAAGUUCAUUGCCAAGCAAUACACAUGUAACAAACGAUGGUCAUUUAUUAAUAUAUAAUUUUGAACCAGCUAAUAUCGGCACAUACACUUGUUCAGCAACAACCCCAACUAAACAACUUUCAAAUUCCAUUGAACUUCAAGCAGAUGAUAUAUUUCAUAAUGUAAAAUCCUCAUUUUCAUAUCAAAUCUACUCAUCACAUACGGAUUAUCAUGCAGGUGGUCAUAUUUUUAUUGAAUGCAUUUCUUCAGAUCCUAGUAUUACAAAGCUCUGGAUAAAAAAAGAGGAAAAUUCAAUUAAAAAUAUAACUGAAACAUAUCUUUUUAUUGAUAAAAUUUCUCACAAUGAUAUCGCACUAUACGAAUGCUUAUCAUCCAAUGAGCAUAACCAAUCGUCAAUCAAUUUCAAUAUCACGCGUUCAAAUCUUCGCUCUCAUACUUUUCCAUUCGAUAAUAUUUCAAAUGUUCACAUUCAGUUUCUUUCAUCGAUGAAUCAGAUGAAACUUGGUGGAAAUAUUCUUAUUAAUUGUUCAUCAUCUGAUAAUACACCAGUACAAUGGUCAUUACAACGAAAAAUAGAUGGAAUCAUUAUAAAUGAUUCGUAUUUGAAUAUUCCAAAAUUUUCCACUAAUCAUUUUGAUUAUUAUUAUUGUGUAAAUAAAAAUGUACGAAGACUCUUAGUUCUAUCUCCAAGUUUAUUUGAAUCAACGAAAGAGUUCAACUCACGAAAACGAAAUGCAGUUAAAUAUAAUAGCUCUUUUAUUCAAAUUAUUAAUGGGAAGUAUAUUGGUGAUAAUAUUACUUUAAUAUGUCGAAUAGGGCAAGAUAUUCCACAAGGAAAAGUGGUUUGGUCAAAUAUUCCAAAGUAUCGAAAGAAUUUUUAUGUUCGUGGUCCGCGUUUAGAAUUUCGUCCAUUUACAUUAGAACAUCAUAACCAAUAUAAAUGUCUUAUUAAAUCACAACAGUCGAAUGAAAUUUUACGAACUCUAUCAUUCAAUACUUAUUCAAAUAUUUACGAACAAACAGAUAGAAAACCAAAACUGAACUUGACUAUUGAUACAUCACAUUUAGUUGAUGAUGGUGAAUUGAGAAUUAUUUGUAGUACAGAUAAUUCAAAUAAAUAUCAUCAAUGGAGAUUCGAUGAUCAAAUGCCAAGAUCAAAAAAUCAUUAUGAAGUAUCCACGGAUAAUUAUACGUCAAUUAUGGUUAUACCUGAUUUUGAUUUCGACGUUGAUACAGGAAAGUAUGAAUGUUCGACAUCGAACAUCUUUGGUAUAACCGUGAGCUCAAUUAAUAUCGAUAGGCAAUCAAUAAAAUCACAAGAACAACCAGAACAAGAACAGGAACAAGAACAACAACAAGAACAACAACAAUAUGAAGAGUAG